AUGGAGUCAACAUUACCAUCUCUACCAUCAUCAGCAUCUCGGCACAUCAUCUUUCCAUGGCACCUAGAUAACUGGAUGGAGAUUAAAAAUUCACUAACUGAGUUGAAAUCGUCAUCAUCAUUAUUAGCAGCAGCUGCUGUUGCAGCGUCAUCGUCGUCUUCAUCGUCGUCGUCAUCAUUUUUACUUGAGUUAAUUGAGGAGUUUGUUUGGAGAUUAGAGAAAAUUCAUGAUUUGGUGACAAAUGAUGAAAAGCCUGUCCAUCCAAAUAAUAUUUUCGAAGGCCUGAAGUAUUAUCUACACACAUACCUGCCGUCUUCAUCAUCGUCAGCGCCACAGCCACAACCGUCGUCGUCGUCGUCAGCGCGGCAACAAUCGCCACCACCACCAUCAUCGUCGUCGUCGUCAUCGUGUAGCAGUGUCAUCAGUAAAUAUUUUUGUGAAAUCUUCCCACAUGUCAUCGACAGACUGCUGGCUAUUGAUAGUAAUGAUUAUGCUCCAUUCUCUAUUCCUGAUGGCAAUGCCAUCAUCAAACAACCAAGAACCUCUAUACCUCAAAUGCUUGCAUGCUGUCUGCUGGGUCUGAUGCCUCAUCAGCAACAACAACAACAGUUAGGUCAGCAACAAUCACAACAACAUCAACAAUUGGGUCAGCAACAAUUAGGCCUGCAACAGCAACAACCUUAUCUGGAUUUUACUUUUAAACAAUUAUAUUCCAGUGUGUUGGGUCCCAAUAGCCUAGAUGCAUGCCAGAGGUUGCAAUGCAUUUUCCAGUAUUUCGAACUUCUUUUAAGGAACGUCUUCAGCUCAGAUGGUGAAGAUGUUGUGUAUGCUAGGCAGUCCCUCAGAUCAUUACCAUCACUAUCAGCCUGGUUGAACAGCAACAACACCUUAUGCACCGUUUGCAUUGUUGAAGAGGUUGGCCAUCGGGUCCGUGAUGUUAAAAAUGGUGUCUUGGUCUUUCUCACAGAUGAUGGUCUCAAUUUCAAAGAUUAUUCUACUAAGAACACUGAAGUCUGUUUGAGUGAAUGA
Molecule: messenger RNA, 1029 nt
Organism: Helobdella robusta
Lineage: Eukaryota; Metazoa; Annelida; Clitellata; Rhynchobdellida; Glossiphoniidae
Exons: 6
Coding region: 1-1029 (342 amino acids)
Source: RefSeq, a predicted model, not a curated record